This is a messenger RNA of Helianthus annuus (common sunflower), 498 nucleotides long. RefSeq names its product GATA zinc finger domain-containing protein 14-like. The transcript has a single exon. The record is from RefSeq and is a predicted model, not a curated record. Bases 1 to 498 code for a protein of 165 amino acids. NCBI's taxonomy places the organism in Eukaryota, Viridiplantae, Streptophyta, Magnoliopsida, Asterales, Asteraceae.
AUGGGUAACCAAACCCUAAACCAAUCCAACAACCAACACCAACAUCAAUACCAAGACUACCCUCCCCAAAACCAAAAUAACUGUAAUAACCAAUCGGGAGGUAGUAACAACCAAAGACCACCGACACCACCACAUCUAACCCAUACCCAAAAUUUACGCCAAAACCAACGAGCACCUACUCCACCAAAUCAAAACCGUCCUCAAAACCAACGUCAAAAUCCACUUCCACCAAACCCCAAUAACCGAAAUGUUAACCCCAAUCAUGGGGCUAACCAAAAUUGUGGCAAUCCCACGAAUGAGCCUCAAAUUCUCGACCCCAAAGAGUUGAGAAAUAACAUCAGUGAUGCCAAGCCAUAUAGUGUUCUGGGCUAUCAUUCACCGGAACGGGUCAGUGUGCAUUCGGAAUAUUCAGGGGGAGAUGGGAAUUAUGAAUAUAGGAAUUUUAAUGGGUUUGAAGACGAUGGUUGGGAUGAGUACGACAACAAUGGAAACUUCUAG